Messenger RNA from Carya illinoinensis, 3432 nucleotides. RefSeq lists its product as uncharacterized. The transcript has 4 exons. The coding region runs from base 1356 to 2120 and encodes 254 amino acids. NCBI's taxonomy places the organism in Eukaryota, Viridiplantae, Streptophyta, Magnoliopsida, Fagales, Juglandaceae. The record is from RefSeq and is a predicted model, not a curated record.
UUCCUUCUUUUAUUAUUUUCCUUUUAUUUUCCAUUUGAACCAGACACCAAAAUUACGGAAGCGAUACACUAUGGCGACUGACUCGGAUGACUCGUCCAUCCCCUUCCCAAACAAGUGUCGCAAAACCCUAUCCUCGACCUCCAAGUCGAAAAUCCAAGACAACCCCAAUCACUCUCAUUUCGAAGCUCAAGAACAGCUACAAUGGACUGCCAAUGCCAAUUCCAGUUCCCCUUGCAUGAUCUGCUUAUCCGACAGUGCCACAUCAAUCAGAGGCAUAAUCGAUUGCUGCGACCAUCACUUCUGCUUUCUUUGCAUCAUGGAGUGGGCAAAGAUCGAAUCCCGUUGCCCCAUAUGCAAGCGGAGGUUUAGCACCAUUCAUAGGCCGUUCAAGGACGGUGUCUUUUACCGUGAACGCGUCGUCAGGUCCCAGUCCGUGACCAGAUUUACACUCCUUAUGGAAACACAACAGCUGGGCCUUCUGAUCCUUUUUCACAAGUUCUAUGUAGCAUAUGCCAUCAAACGACAGAUGACAAUCUUCUAUUACUUUGUGAUCUUUGUGAUUCGGCUUCUCAUACAUACUGUGUAGGCUUGGGUUUUACCGUUCCUGAAGGUGAUUGGUUUUGCCAUGACUGUACCGUCUGUAGAACACAACUUGUCAAUAGGGAAAUGCAUGCUGAUAGUGACAAUGGAAAAGUAAUACCAACUCCUGAGGAGCAUGUUACCAUCUUUAAUAUCGUAAGAGAACCAAAUAGCCCAGCAGUUGCCAGAAAGGCCACAAGAUCUUCAAAUCUAAACCUGCUGUCACCUCUUGUUGCCCCAGAUAGGGGAAACAGUGUUGUAGUGGAAGUAAAUGGCCCUGCUGCAAGAACACUUCAGAAUGUUACUGAUGGAACAACCCAGUCAGGUGCAAGAACAUUGCAACGUUGUCGUCACGUGCACAGUCAUAUCCAGGCACUUCGUGAAAAUUGGCAUGCCUUCCGUAAUGGGUCAUUGAGCUUCUCUUCCCUUUCAUCUAAACCUGGCUGCGGGAGUGGCCAAAAAUCGAACAUCAGGGCAGUAUUGCAUGAAAGAUCGGAUCAACAAAAUUCAUCAUCUUCCACAAGUUGUCAGCAAUUGACGACUGAGGCUAGUUUUCCUGGAAGUUCUGGGCACGACAGAAGCUCGCAUGACAUUGAUAAGGCAUGGAAAAUGUUGUUUAAAGCAAAGUCCAUACAGCAUACUCUUGAAAAGCCCAGUUGUACUAAUCAGGUUUCAAAACUUCAUUCCAGCACAGGAAAAGCUGCAAAAGAUGCACCCAGUAUUAGUUCAACUUUUCAUUCAUUCAAUUUGGAGCCGGGGAUGUUGGAAGAAUUGCUAUGAAGAAGCAUUAUGAUUGUUAUUCUCUUGAAAAAGAUAUAGGAAAUUGUCAAUCUGGUAAGGUAAAAAAGCAGAAGCAUAGUAGUGUCACUACUAAAGAAACUGUAGAAUCUAGUGAGAGUGAGGGUGUCGCAGCAACGCAUUCCCUAGCAUCUUUCAAAUCUUCGUUCUCUAGAAAUAAAUGGUCAGGUAUUCAAGGUAAUGUCUGUGGUAAAAAUGGGUCAAGACUGUUACAGGGAUAUGUAAAUGGAGCCUUAUUAAAUUUCACCAACAAGGACAAUGAAUCUACUUGUUCGAUGAGUUUGGUUGGAUCAAUGCCAAGAGUUGCUGAUUCACCAUAUGUUAAAACAGAGCUCAAUACAUCUGUGCCUGGUGAGGUAGAUUUUCCGAAUGAGAGAGUUAGAUCUGGAAAGGAUCUUACUAAAAGCAAUGCAGUUAAAGAUGAUGAAGCCAAAAGUGAGAUUCGAUCUCUUGUCAAGCUCAACUUGAAGCUCCUAAGCAGAGACAAAAAGUUGGGAGUUCAUGCUUUUAAGGAUAUUGCAAGGCUUGCCACUCAUACUAUCUUGGCCGCAUGUGGUUUAGAGCACCGUAUGUCUGGGGUUACCCCCUUCCCGUGCUCAGUGUGCAGCCACACUGAACAUAUUCAGCAGCUCCACAAGUCCACUCUAAUGCCUAAUUCUUGCCGAGAAUGCUUUUGUAUCUUUGUAAAGGAUGUUGUUAACUCCGUUAUGUUGCAGAAAGUCAGUUGUAUUGAAUCAAACUGAGUUAUUCAGCAUGCGGAAAGCAAGACUACCCUAUCCUUUUAAUACCCAAUUACAGAAGUAUGCUUCAUAUCCUUCUGCAAUUUCCUCCCAUUUUAGAGAUUAUUCUACUUGUUUUGUACUGAUUCAAGGAAGAGAAUAACUUUUCACCCGUGCUUCUUAUAAGCUUCAUUUAUCGAAGAUCAAUAGUGUAGUACCACGUAAGAGCUACAAUUUUAAACCUGAAAGCUGCGCUGCAAGGGAUUUAUUACGACCCUUAUAAAAGUCACCUUGGGACAAGCCGUGACACUGUCCUUGGGAGGCAAAUACAGCACCUUGGCUAGCCCACAAGCACACCUUGGCUCGUGGGGUGACACACACGGGGUGCCCAACAUGCAUGCGCGCCUUGGCCCGCGCAGUGGCACACAUGGGUCGCCCAGCAUGCGGAGUAGAGGGGCUAGUGAGAGCUUGCUUACGCGCACAACCUGGCGCCGCACGCCCAUGCGCACCAUGGUGGGCCGCGUGGCCCUUGCAAGCACCCAUGCACUGCAAGGCCUUGCGCGGCACUUCCAGCCCACUCGGCCACACUUCAACAGGGAUAGUGGCAUGCCAUCCAGCGCACGGCUCUAGCCCGUGCCUUGCAGAGCAGGUCAGUGGCAUGCCCACCAAGCAUGCUAUCCAGCGCACGGCUCCUGCCCGUGUCUUGCAGGGCAGGUCAGUGGCAUGCCAUCUCGCGCAUGGCUCAAGCCAUGCCUUGCAGACUCAGUGUCUAAGCCACCAGCAACAGACAUGCCAUCCAGCGCAUGGCUCCAGCCAUGCCUUGCAGACUCAGCGCCUAGGCCACCAGCCUAGGCCAUGCCGCACGCACACAGGGCUCACCACCAGCAGGCCUUGCAUGGCACCAUGCCAUGCCCACCAGCAGGCCCUUGCAUGGCACCAUGCCAUGCUCAUCCGCAAGCCAUGUUGUGACACCUAGCCAUGGACCAGACUGAAGGCCACCAUGCACCAUCCUAGCCCACCAUGGGCUCAUGCAUGUCUGGGUCAACUUGGCCCGCCACUAUGUUAUUUCCUUUCAUUUAUGUUAUUUUAUUUUAUUUAUUUCUAAUGGGCCUUUUGGGGGUUUCCAAGUUGUAACUCUUAUAUAUAGGACCCUUAGCUCCUUCAUUUCAUAUCUUUGGAUAAUUGGCUUAAGAGAGCUUUGUUUUGGAGAUCAUCUAUUUCGGUGCUUAGCACUUGGGCUCUUUCGGGUGCAAUUCGUGAAUCCCUAAGGAGAGAAUUACACUUUACAAUUCGUGAAUAAGUGUGAUUCAAUCUAUCAAUCAUAUUGUUUUUGUCA